CCGAACGAGCGACCGGCAGUACCGUUCCAGCGGUUUCUCUGGCCAGAACCUCAUCUUGCAUCAGCUGAGUAAAGUUUGCACAGUUCUUUCUUUCUUUUCGCUACAACUGAGGAAGAGUGAAGUUUUUUGUUGACGCGAUGUCUUUGGGCGUCGAGAUCUUCGAUCUGCCGGCCCGGCACUUCCAGGUGUUUUGGGGUGCUUCCGGUGAUCUAUGGCAAUCGCUGUGGGAUCGCGUGCUGGACGUCACAGGCGACGACCCCUUCCGGCUAUGGAUCUUCGGCACCCUACUCUACACCAUGACCCUGUACUGGACGAUCGGUUCCGUCUACACCCUACUGGACGUCUUCAACCGCCCCGCCUUCCUGCGCCGCUACAAGGUCCAACCGGGCACCAACGAACCCGUUGACCGGGACCGUAUAUUCCGCGUCAUCCGGCAGGUCGUCUUCAACCAGAUCUUCACCGGACUCCCAAUGCUCCUGGGGCUGUACUACUUCAUCGAACCCCAAACGGUGGCCGGCAUCCGCGAACUCCCCACCUUCCCGACCGUGGUUUGGCAGCUGGCCGCGUGCAUCGUGAUCGAGGAGUUUGGGUUCUACUACAGCCACCGACUGCUGCACCACAGCCGGGUCUACAAGUUCGUCCACAAGCAGCACCACGAGUGGACGGCACCGAUCGCCAUCACGGCCAUGUACUCGCACCCGCUCGAGAACAUCCUGAGCAAUCUGGUGCCGAUCGGGGUGGGCGUUUGGGCCACCGGAUGUCACCUGACCGUGGCCUGGCUGUGGUUCACGCUGGCCAUCUCGAACACGCUGCACGUCCACUCGGGCUACCACCUGCCGUUCCUGCCGAGUCCGGAGCAGCACGAUUUCCAUCAUCUGAAAUUCACCCAGUGCUACGGUGUGUUGGGGGUGCUCGACUGGCUGCACGGAACCAACAGUUUGUUCCUCAGCUCGAAGCAGUCGGAGCGGGACUACAUCCUGACCAAGUUUGUUCCGCUGCGCGAGCUGCAUCCGGAUCAGCAGCAGGCCAAAGACAAGUAGAGUUUGCACCAGGAGGAAAUGAGUCAAUGCAAGAUUAUACGUGGAAAUGAUAUUUUUA
Culex quinquefasciatus (southern house mosquito) is the source of this 1098-nucleotide messenger RNA. Its product is annotated as fatty acid hydroxylase domain-containing protein 2. Gene Ontology annotation, molecular function: iron ion binding; C-4 methylsterol oxidase activity. Gene Ontology annotation, biological process: sterol biosynthetic process. The record is from RefSeq and is a predicted model, not a curated record. The transcript is spliced from 3 exons. Lineage: Eukaryota; Metazoa; Arthropoda; Insecta; Diptera; Culicidae. The coding region runs from base 138 to 1040 and encodes 300 amino acids.